Messenger RNA from Bathycoccus prasinos, 594 nucleotides. RefSeq names its product riboflavin biosynthesis protein RibD. Lineage: Eukaryota; Viridiplantae; Chlorophyta; Mamiellophyceae; Mamiellales; Bathycoccaceae. The transcript has a single exon. Gene Ontology annotation, molecular function: diaminohydroxyphosphoribosylaminopyrimidine deaminase activity; zinc ion binding. Gene Ontology annotation, biological process: riboflavin biosynthetic process. Bases 1 to 594 code for a protein of 197 amino acids. The record is from RefSeq and is a predicted model, not a curated record.
AUGUCGUAUCACCUUCACAUGUUGUGUUCUCGUUCUCUCUCUGUUUCUCUCAAAAACUCACUCUUCGUGUUAAACUCGCGGCGAACACAAACAACAGAAUACACGAGCGAAGACGAACGUUUCAUGCUCCGCGCGAUCGAACUCGCGAACACGGUGACGUACGAAGAGCACACGAACCCGAACCCAAUCGUCGGGUGCGUUUUGGUCGACCCUUCGACGAACGAAAUCGUCGGCGAAGGGUACCACCCGAAAGCGGGCGAGCCGCACGCGGAGGUAUACGCUUUAAGAGCCGCCGGGAAGAAAGCGAAAGGCGCGACCGCGUACGUGACUUUAGAGCCGUGCAAUCACUUUGGGAGAACCGCGGCGUGUUCGAGAGCGUUGGUUGACGCGGGCGUGAAGAGGGUACUGAUUGGCGCGUACGAUACGGAUCCAAGAGUCGCUGGAGGCGGGAUGAAAACGUUGUUAGAUCGAGGCAUAGAAGUCGUCUGCGGGUGCAAAGAAAAAGAAGCGACGGAGAUGAACCGGGCGUUUUUCGAUAGGAUUGAAAAGGAGAGACUCGAGAAAGAAGCGCAAACGCGACAGAAUAAGACAUAG